This is a messenger RNA of Apis laboriosa (Himalayan honeybee), 2619 nucleotides long. It is a transcript of the gene Pits, whose product is annotated as interferon regulatory factor 2-binding protein-like B. Gene Ontology annotation, cellular component: nucleus. Gene Ontology annotation, molecular function: transcription corepressor activity. Bases 721 to 2157 code for a protein of 478 amino acids. Gene Ontology annotation, biological process: regulation of transcription by RNA polymerase II. The transcript has 5 exons. NCBI's taxonomy places the organism in Eukaryota, Metazoa, Arthropoda, Insecta, Hymenoptera, Apidae. The record is from RefSeq and is a predicted model, not a curated record.
AUCGGUGAGGGGGAAGAGAGCGACACCCGUAGCUCCGCUUUACCGCCGCAUUCUCGAGCGUUCGUCUCCGUUCGUCUCCUCGUACGGCAAGCAAGCGAGCGAAUGCACGUCGUCGUGUCGCGCGCAUACCAUUAUUUCGUGUCUCGUGUUCAACCUAGAAUACAGUUUCUCUUGUAUACGUAUCAACAGCGUACAUCUGUGCAUCGGUAUUAAUGACGCUUAGUCGUUAGUCAGUUUUCGAUGAACGUUUAUUGCUAGAGUAAGUGUGGUAAAAAUAUCUGGCGUCCGAGUAACGUGUUCUUCUUUUUCUUUGCUCCGCCUUUACGGCGCGUCGCUCACUUCGAGCGCUAGAACGCGUUUGCUAAAAUUUCAGUGCUCGAUAAUUCUCAAACUAUUGAACAUCAUUUUUCGUGGCGUUACAAUAUAAUCUAUUGUAAUUACGAUACAAAGUGGAAAGGAAACGUGGAAGACGUAAUGGGAAUAUAUUGAGUGAUUUUUCGAGAGUGAAAUUGAUUUUACGUGGUGUUUAUUUUACGGAGACUAGCACAGUCUCUCAUAAUAAAUAUGUUAUAAAAUCGUUAUCGUGCAUCCACAAAGUGCAUAAAGGAUAUACAGGAACAGAAUAAUAGACGUGAAAAAGUGAAUGUGAGUGAUACGUUAGUACGUUGUGACAACGACGACGACUCGGCGGAAUAUUCGUGGACGAAGAAAUUGACCAAAAUGAUGGGGAAGAGAACGCAGUGCUACUUGUGCGAUCUGCCUAGAAUGCCCUGGGCAAUGAUCACGGAAUUUUCGGAACCCGUGUGCCGUGGUUGUGUAAAUUAUGAGGGUGCCGACAGAAUAGAUGCAGUAUUGGAAUCGGCUAAGCAAAUGAAAAAAGCACACGGUUUCCAUGAAGCUAGAUCUUCUACAUCAAAAGCUUAUAGAACAUCCGGACAUACUGAACACAACGGAGGUGCUAAUUUGGACGUUCUACCAAUACAGAAUACUGGUCAAAAUCAUUCAAGGCAUCACAAUAUUGCUAGUUAUUCACAGCUUCAUCAUCGAAACUCCAUUACCGAAUUCAACUCAAGUACAUCAAGGCAGCAAAUCUCUCGGCAACAUGAAGAAACUCAUGAGAUUGCAAAUGGCAUGAGGAGUAAUAACGUGAGAAUCCCAAACGCCCACCUAGCAGCAGUGGCGCAUCACGUGAAUCUUAGCCACAACAGAGGUAUCGCACAACUCAAACGAAGUAUUUCCACAAUCGAUGAGGAUGAGCAUGCUGAGAAAAGACUUUCGUUGGAAGAACAGCAUUCAGUAAGACCACCAUUGACUAGAGGUGAUUCCUUACCAGCUGUAAGUCUUGCCGUCAGUUAUGUACAAGAUAGAAGCAAAGAAAAACAUCCUGUGAGAGCACCUAGCUUCGAGACCGCCACUUCAUUCAAGGCCAAUGGAGCAUAUGUUGGUCCAUCUAUUCCAUUAGCACCAGCAAAUGUAGCGGCAAAUGGUGGAGGGUCUCCUCUUCGUCCACGAACUAGCCCUCCACCACCGCCGCCACCAACGCAAGAAACCACUAAUGAUAAUCCACAGACGAAUCAUCACCAGGGUACAACAAACGGCCCAUCUCCAAUGGCCGCGCUCAUGUCUGUUGCUGAUAAUUUAGCAUCACCAGAAUCAGUGCCACAACCACCAAAUAAUCCAAGUCCAACUAGCAGAAGCCCACCGACUACGGCUACGAACGCUCAACAACGUAGUGCCUCCAGAGGAUCGCAGCAUAGCCCGAAUAGUUCAGCAUCGUCGGGUAGGAGGUCCAGUGGUUCAAGACAUGUAUCGUCAACGACUGUAACAACUUCAUCAGAGGGAGCAGUUGCUCAAGUUGCUGGAGCUGAACAAGUUUCAGCACCAAUAUUAAAAUGCACUUUGUGUCAAGAACGUCUCGAGGACACACAUUUCGUUCAGUGUCCCAGUGUACCACAUCAUAAAUUCUGUUUCCCAUGCAGCCGAGAGAGCAUAAAGAGACAGGGUGCUGGAUCAGAGGUUUAUUGCCCAAGUGGCGAAAAGUGUCCACUGGCGAACAGCCAAGUGCCAUGGGCGUUUAUGCAAGGCGAAAUAGCCACUAUCUUGGGCGACGAUACCACCGGUUCUGGGCUUAAAGUAAAGAAAGAAAGAGAAACUUAAAGAUUCUCAUACUGUUUUAAAACGGGGCUCAAAUUUUGCACCCUCUUUGACGAGGGUUAAUUAUGGUGGAACCGUGAAGGUUUAACCAAAAAAUACUUUUGGUAAAGGUGAUAAAUGUUGGCGGCGAUAUUGCCAACAUUAUUCGAUUCGAGCCAAAGACGUUGUCGGUGCAAAUUGGAAUUAAUAACGAAGUUGUUGAUGUUGUUGUCGGGGAAAGUGGACGAUUUUUUUCAGCGAUUUGUUUCGCUGAAUGUUCUUUUCACCGAGACAACAGACUGUUUCGAUCGAUCAAUCGUUCGUUCGAUCAAUUGUUUUUGACUGGUUUUGAGAAGAAGUCUUUGGCAUACUUUUUGACAUAAUGGCGUCGGUUCUGCAUACGUGUAUAUAUGGGAUUAUCAUAGGACGGUUAAUGCGCGAAGAAGUCAAAAAAAAAAAAAAAAAAAUACGUGGUUUCUAUCGAAU